Molecule: messenger RNA, 5161 nt
Organism: Myripristis murdjan (pinecone soldierfish)
Lineage: Eukaryota; Metazoa; Chordata; Actinopteri; Holocentriformes; Holocentridae
Gene: prkcea
Product: protein kinase C, epsilon a
Exons: 14
Coding region: 864-3185 (773 amino acids)
Biological process (GO): protein phosphorylation
Molecular function (GO): diacylglycerol-dependent serine/threonine kinase activity; ATP binding
Source: RefSeq, a predicted model, not a curated record
CACUCACGGAUUCAUGAGAGAGAGAGGGGACGGGAAGCGGGGAGCGCGCGCAAGGACCGACAGGGGGAAAAAAAGCUCGGGAGCACCGUUAUGUAUUUGGGGUGCCCGUGAGACCGAAACGUCUGCAUUGGGGAAGAAAAGGCAUUCCUGUUCGAGAGCACACGCAAAUAUCGCGGUACCGCGAGGUCGAAGCGAGGAGAUUAUCCCAGAAGAGAGCGCACGAGCCGCGGCGGGGUGGAAACGGAGCACGGAUCCCGGAUGGCUAGGCGCGGCUGCUCGCGCUCUCUCCCACCCUGACCCGGGAGAGACGAGACGGGGGGAAUCUCCGGUGGUUCAGAUGGUCCCAGCCGGAGCCCGUUAACCCGUAUUCAGUCUCACUGCACAUCCCGGCCUCGCUCUUUCCGCCGAGACGGGAAUCUUGUCUGGCGCACGGGACCGACCGUAAACAAACAAGGGAGCGCGAGAGGGUUCAGCAACCGACCUCUCGAGGGUGUGUGUUCGCGUUAUUGCUGCGUUUUCCACUCCACCGGGAGCCCAACAGCUGUCCCGUGAGUGUGUGUGUGUCUCCCUGUGUGUGUGUGUGUGUUUGUGCUAUGUAUGUGUGUGUGCGUGUGUGUGAGUGUGUGUGCAUUACACAGUGUUCUGAUAUGGCUGUAUUAGACUGAGAGUCCAAGGAGCCAGUGGCAUUAUGGGAUGUAGCAGGACUGUGCAGCAGUGACUCCACUCACUGGAAGGAAACACGCCGUUUACAGGAGCAGGAACAGGCGGACUAGCCUAAACACACACACACACACACACACACACACACACACACGCACACAGACAUCCUUGUAUACACACUCUGAGCCCAGCAGCCCGGGGCCAUGCCUGUGUUCAGCGGUCUGUUGAAGGUGCGAGUGUGUGAGGCGGUGGACCUGAAGCCGACCCCCUGGGCCCUGCGUCACGCCGUGGGGAAGAGUGGCUCCUUCCUGCUGGACCCUUACCUGGCCCUAAACCUGGACCAGAUGCGGCUGGGCCAGACCGCCACCAGGACCAAGACCAACAGCCCCGCCUGGCACCAGGAGUUCUGCACUGAGGUGCGCGAGGGGCGGAGCCUGGAGCUGUCAGUCUUCCACGACGCGCCCAUCGGAUACGACGACUUCGUGGCCAACUGCACCAUCCAGCUGGAGGACCUGCUGCAGAACGGGACCAGGCACUAUGAAGACUGGAUUGACUUGGAGCCGGAGGGGAAGGUGUACGUGGUCAUCGAUCUGUCCGGAUCGUCCACUGAGGCUUCAGGGACCAAUGAGAAUGAGGAGCGAGUGUUUCGCGAGCGGAUUGGUCCUCGCCGGCGCCAGGGGGCCGUCCGGAGACGCGUCCAUCAAGUCAACGGACACAAGUUCAUGGCCACCUACUUGAGGCAGCCCACGUAUUGCUCGCAUUGCAGAGAUUUUAUCUGGGGGGUGCUGGGGAAGCAGGGAUACCAGUGUCAGGUGUGUACGUGUGUGGUUCACAAGCGCUGCCAUGAGCUCAUCAUCACCAAGUGUGCCGGGAUGAAGAAGCAGGAGGACACACCGGAGGAGGUGGGCUCCCAGCGGUUCAGUGUUAACAUACCCCAUAAGUUCAGCAUCCACAACUACAAGGUCCCCACCUUCUGUGACCACUGUGGCUCCCUGCUGUGGGGCCUCAUGAGGCAGGGCCUGCAGUGCAAAGUGUGUAAGAUGAACGUGCACAGGCGGUGCGAGACCAACGUAGCCCCCAACUGUGGCGUGGACGCCAGGGGAAUCGCCAAGGUCCUGUCCGACCUGGGAGUCACGCCCGACAAGAUCUCCAACACCGCACAGCGCAGGAGGAAGUUGACUCCAGGGCAGGACCCUCCUCAGUCUCCUCCUGAGCUCUCCCAGACUGAGGACAGCUACAGCCAGCCAGCUGUCCCCACCUCCCCUUCACAGCAGGACUUGGCAGAGUUAGAGCGGCUGCAGGAGGUGCUGUCGCUGGAGCAGCAGGGACCCGAGCACUCCUGCUCCUCCACCUCCUCUUCCUCCUCCUCCUCCUCAUCCUCCACGGUAGGCCGGGAGAACGGGCAGGGCCAGAGGAGGACUCUCAAGGACUUCAGCUUCAUCAAAGUCCUUGGCAAGGGCAGCUUUGGCAAGGUGAUGCUCGCGGAGCUGAAGGGGACGGAGGAAGUUUACGCCGUCAAGGUGCUGAAGAAGGACGUGAUCCUGCAGGACGAUGACGUGGACUGCACCCUGACCGAGAAGCGCAUCCUGGCCCUGGCCCGUCGACACCCCUACCUCACCCAGCUCUACUGCUGCUUCCAGACACGGGUAGGACCACACACACACACACGCACGCGCGUACACGCAUACACUCCCUCUUCCAUCUGUCUCUCUCUGUCUAUUUCACGCAUCCCGCUCUCUCUCCAGGACCGUUUGUUCUUUGUAAUGGAGUAUGUGAACGGAGGAGACCUGAUGUUCCAGAUUCAGCGCUCCAGGAAGUUCGAUGAGCCUCGAUCUCGCUUCUACGCCGCCGAGGUCACCUCAGCCCUCAUGUUCCUCCACCGCAACGGGGUCAUUUACAGGGAUCUGAAGCUAGAUAACAUCCUGUUGGAUGCGGAGGGCCACUGUAAGCUGGCAGACUUUGGCAUGUGCAAGGAGGGCAUCAUGAACGGAGUGACCACCACCACCUUCUGCGGCACGCCCGACUACAUCGCCCCCGAGAUCCUGCAGGAGCUGGAGUACGGAGCCUCGGUGGACUGGUGGGCGCUCGGGGUGCUGAUGUAUGAGAUGAUGGCUGGACAGCCUCCGUUUGAAGCCGACAAUGAAGACGACCUGUUCGAGUCCAUUCUCCACGAUGACGUCCUCUACCCCGUGUGGCUCAGCAAAGAGGCCGUUUCUAUCCUUAGAGCUUUCAUGACCAAGAACCCGGCCAAGCGUCUGGGCUGUGUGGUGAGCCAGGGCUGUGAGGAGGCCAUCAAGACCCAUCCUUUCUUCAGAGAAAUAGACUGGGUCCUGCUGGAGCAGAGGAGAGUCAAACCACCCUUUAAACCACGGAUUAAAACCAAGCGAGAUGUGAAUAACUUCGACCAGGACUUCACCAAGGAGGACCCCGUGUUGACUCCCACGGACGAGGCCAUCGUACGACAGAUCAACCAGGAGGAGUUCAAAGACUUCUCCUACUGCGCUCCCGAGGAGACGCAGACCUAACGCUUUACCACGCACACACUCAUAUUCGCAAUCACACACACACACGCACGCACACACACACGCAGACAAACACAGUCAUGAAACAACACAGAAUGUGGCCCUCACCGCACGCACAAAAACCCUCACUCACAUGUACGCUCACAUGCCAACACACACAUACACACCUACCACUACCACAAAUCCCUUUACAAAACCACACACACACACACACACACACACACACUGUCACUCCUUUACUUUGAAGCUAUUGGUUGUUGUUACUUUUGAAAUCUUCUUUACUUGCAUUGUGUUCUUGUUGCCUGGCUUUAUUGUUAAUAUGAAUAUGAAUAUGAAUAUGCACAUACACACACAUGCACACACACACAUGCACAGGCACAGUAGCGCACACACACAAGCGCACUUAUGUAGAUUUACGCUCGCAACACCAACAUACGCUCCCAGACCCACAUGCAGACUCUCUCUCACACACUUUCUCUCUCUCUGACGCACACACACACACACACACACACACACACACACACACACUGCUUCUCUCCCCAGCACCUGUACACAUGUGGACUGUGGGUGUUGGGUGCAGAGGCCUGUAUAUAGCCUGUGUUGAGUGGCUGUAUUGUGUUGAUAUCGUCUGCUAGUAAAGGAGAGCGGUGGCGCAUGGACAAGCACCCGACCUGUGUUAUACUGUUCUUAUCGUGGACCAGCUAGGGCCCCACACACCCUUCGUGCAAUACCCUAUCGAUAUAUUUUACAGUUUUUGUUUGUUCAUUAUUGUUUUUUGUUUUUUUUUUUUUCCUCAAAAUGUGUUUUAUUGGAUUGUGGUAUGAUUGAAUCUGUACUUUUUUUGCCGUUUGUACAGUGUUGUUUCUUAUGUUACACCUCCACGUGUUGCUGUUUUCCAUCGGCCCAUGACUGAAUCUCUCUCUCACACAUGCACACACACACACACACACACACACACAGGCGCACGCAACUAAAGUUACAGGCUAUCGAACUAAUUACCCGGAGCAGAGUGUUACAGGCGGCCUGUGUGACAGGUGUAGCAGCGAAAAGCGUCCUCCUGGUUCCAUCUCUUUCAUCCAUCUGUUACCUUCUGUGUGUGUGUGCGUGCAUGUGUGCGUGUGUGUGUGUGCGUGUGGUGAGUGCGCCGGCCCGUAGGCGUUUUUGUUGUGAAUGUAUGUUGUCGUCAUGUGUGACUGUGUGAAUGCAGGUUUUUUUUUUUUUUGUCCCUGUCGGUCUGUGACUCUUUGUUCUCGUCAUUUCUGUUUCCAUAGUUACCACCAGUGUUUCCCCAACCCCCCCACCCACUCCUCCCAGAAAAAAAAAAAAAAAAAAAAAAAAAAAACCACCAACCCCCCCAGCGGCCAUCUCACUUAGCCAAAAUGACUUGCUUUUCUGACUUUUUUCUUUUUGUUUUGUUUUUCUCAAGAAUGGCUUAUUUUUCUUUCUUUUUUUUUUUUGCUCUCUUUCUCUUUUUUAUCAUUAUGAUAAUAAUUAUUAUUAUUGUUAUUAUUGUAAAGUGUAUCUGGAGGAAAACCUUUUGUGUACAAUGCUAUAACUCUACUAUUAUAGGUCUGUUACAGCCGGGUUACAGGAAAUGUGGAAAACCAGCAGCUGAAUUACCUCUCGUUUCACACAGAGACACACACACACACACACACAUGCACACACACAGACAAACACUGACUUUCUCUUUCUUUCUUGCUCCUCUUGUGGCUCUCUUUCUCACACACACACACACACACACACACACACACACACGCACACACACAGAGAAGGACUGAUGUCUUGUGUACUGUACAGUGAUCUGAAGGCGAGCUGGUGGCUCUGUGUGCAGUAGAGUCGGUGUGUAGUGAAGCUUCGUGUACCCAGGGGUAGGGCUGUUCCUGGUCACACUAUCUUACUCUGUGCCAAAUGUAGUGUAACAGCCGGGCUAGUCCUGUCUGGUCUGAUUCCAAUAAAACACUGAGCUGUCUACAUCA